Micromonas pusilla CCMP1545 is the source of this 2932-nucleotide messenger RNA. RefSeq lists its product as uncharacterized. The record is from RefSeq and is a predicted model, not a curated record. Gene Ontology annotation, biological process: mismatch repair. Gene Ontology annotation, cellular component: MutSalpha complex; nucleus. The annotation marks the transcript as partial. Gene Ontology annotation, molecular function: ATP-dependent DNA damage sensor activity; mismatched DNA binding; ATP binding. The transcript has 3 exons. Lineage: Eukaryota; Viridiplantae; Chlorophyta; Mamiellophyceae; Mamiellales; Mamiellaceae.
AUGUGGGACGGCGACGAUCGCGCCCGCGGCCGCGCGCCGCCGCCGUCGCGCGAGUGCGAGUGGGCCGCGACGGAGGCGUGGCUGCUGGGGGGGUCGGAACGAAACGCCGGUUCGAGAUCUCACCAUCGCGCGUUCCAAGAGCCCCCACGGACGAACGCCAACGCCGCGGGAGGGGACGGCGUCGCGAGGAACGAAAACGCGCCGCCGCGUCCACCCGGAGGGUUAACGGACGAGCAGCGCGCGCGCAUCGCGGCGAAGCGCGAGGAAGCGCUGCGACGACGAGGUAAGGCGGUCCCCAGAUCUGCGCCAUCGCAAUCGCGCCCGCGAACCGUCGUCUUCACCCGUCUCAUCACGCCGCCUCGUCCUCUCGUGACCUUACCCACGGCGGCCGCGGCGGCGAACGCGAACGCGACCGCGCCGCCGCGCGCCGACGCCGCGCCCUUCGCGCGUCCCGCGGCGACCGCCGCGGAGACGUCGCGCGCGCGCCAAGCGCUGACGCAGACGCAGACGCGACUCCCGCCACCGCCGCCGCCGUCUCCGCCGCGACAGCUGUGCGUCCCGCCGCCGCGGCCGCCGCCGCGACAGCUGCGCGUCCCGCCGCCGCGGCCACCCGCGACGGCGUCGCCGCGCGACCGCCCUCCUUCCCCGCCGUCGCCGGCCAUGCGCGACGUCGACGUGUUCCCGGCGCCGGCGCCGGUCUUAUUCUCCCCGCCGCAGUCGUCACCGACGCGGAACCGACGGUUCGCCACUGCGCUCGCAGCCGCGUUCGACGACGGCAGAGGCGCGCCCUCUGCGUCCUCCUCCAAGACGCGCCCGUCGUGGCUUCUUCGCCCGCGCGACGCCGCCGGGAACCCGCGCCCCGCGACGCCGACGUCCCCCGAGCUCCGCGACGCGCUUCGACUCGCGAGGGCGCACGACCCGGCGACGUUGACCGUCUCCGACCGCGAGCUGAGCGCGCUUCCGAACUUCACGCGGCAAUUUUGGGAGACUAAGCGCGCGCUCAUGGACGUCGUCGUAAUGUGCCGCCACGGCACGUUCUACAACAUGUUCGACGUCGACUCCGACGUCGGGAUCGACGUGGGGUUAAACAUCAGCGGUAAAGCGUGCGCGUUCAUGCAAAAAGUCGGGUGUCAUCACGAAGUCUUCGACGCGUGGGCGAGGAAGGUGCUUGCGAGGGGGUGGGCCGUCGCGCGCGUCGAGGAGACGGACGAGAAGGACGCCGACCGCGGCGGGAUCAUCCGGCGGGAAGUCACGGAGAUUCUCACCCCCGCGCUGGAUCGCGGGCUGCUGCGGGACGACGCCGCGUCGUACCUGCUCGCGCUCGCGGAGGCGCCGUGGCCGCCGGAAGACGACGAGGACGGCGACGGCGACGUUCAGAUCGGCGUCACGAUGAUCGACGCCGCCGUCGGAGAGAUCAUCCUCGGGUCGUUCGUCGACGGGCCGUCGCGCGACGUCCUCGCCGCGCUCCUCGCGCGCGUGGAACCGCGCGAGGUGAUCGUCUCCGUGACGCGGCGGCGCGGGAAGGCGAGCGACGCGACGCUCGCCGCGCUGACGAAGCACGGCCGCGAGCGAAGAGACGCGUGCGCGUUUCGACGCGUCGAACGCGGCGACGGCGCGCCGCCGGAAUUUACGCGGGAGGACACGCUCGCCGCGGUGGCGCACUUCGGCGGGAUCGAGCGCGGCGACGGCGGCGAGGGCGACGGCGGCGAGCUCCGACUCCCGCGCGCGCUGAGGGACGCGUCGCCGGUCGCGAUGGAGUCGCUCGCGUACGCGGUGCGACACUGCGCGUGGGCCGGGUGCGCGCCCGCGGUGUUGUGUCAGGGUACGUUCCGGAGGCUCGUGAUCGGCGACGGCGAGGCGCCGCCGCCGCCCUCGGAGACUACAGGUACUGGCGACGACGCGUACGACGACUACGCCUCGGAUCCUCCUUCCGCGGCGGCCGCGCUCGCGGCGAUGGGGAUGCGCGCGACGUACGACCCGGACGACGCCGCGAACGUUCGAGUGGACGCGGCGACGGCGGCGUCUUUGCAUCUCGUCCGCGGCGACGGCGGCGGCGGCGGCGGCGGCGGCGGCGACGACGCGUCGGUCGGGUCGCUCCUCGCGUUCCUCGACGACACGGUGACGCGCCCCGGGCGGCGGCGGCUCAGGGAGUGGAUCCUCGCGCCGCUGAGCGACGCGCAGGAGAUCGCUCGGCGGUUGGACGCGCUGGACGCGUUGUGCUGUCAUCAUCAUCGCGGCGGUGGCGCGGGGGGCUCGGCGACGAUUCUCGAAGGCGUUCGACGCGCGCUGCGGGCGAUCCCGUGCGACGCGCAGAGGGGCACCGCGCGCGCGGUCGCGCUCGACGACGCGUGCGCGCGCGCAUCCGAGGCUGCGCUCGCGCACGGCGCGGCGCCGCCGAGCGACGUCGCGGCCGUCGUCGCGGGCGCGGGCGCGGCGGCGGCGGCGGCGGCGGCGGCGGGUCGACGCGGCGGGCGCGCGCGUCUCUUCGAGGAGACGCAGGAUUCCGAGGAGGACGGCGAUCGCGUGGGCGAGGCCGCGGUCGCGUUCUGGUCCCCGCGCGGAAGGGAUCUGCGCGCGUUCGUGGGGACCGUCGACGCGAUCGUCGCCACGGCGGAGGCGCUCGCCGAGUUACCGGCGCCGGGCGGCGGCGGCGGCGGCGGCGGCGGCGGCGGGAUACUCGGAUCGUUCCGCGAGCUCGGCCGCGCGGUGCUUCGUCCGGCGAAAGACCUCCGAGCGCGCGUCGAGCUCGCGUCCGAGCUCGUCGCGCGCGUCUGCGGAAGGAACGGCGGCGGCGGCGGCGACGACGACGACGACGACGACGCGCGCGCGGCCGCGAAGCCGACGCCGUCGAAGCGCACGAAAAAAUCAAAGAAGACCGCGGCGCUUCGCGAUGCCCCGUGCUCGUGGCUCUUCGAAGAAGGCGGCCCACUCG